Molecule: messenger RNA, 1506 nt
Organism: Cloeon dipterum
Lineage: Eukaryota; Metazoa; Arthropoda; Insecta; Ephemeroptera; Baetidae
Exons: 7
Coding region: 79-1323 (414 amino acids)
Biological process (GO): DNA double-strand break processing involved in repair via single-strand annealing
Molecular function (GO): damaged DNA binding
Source: RefSeq, a predicted model, not a curated record
UUCACAUUCUUUCCUCUUACGUUUGUGUUUGCAUGUGAAAAUUGGAUGAUUUCUGAAUGAAAACUCAGGACACGGAAAAUGGCAGGGACAGAAAAAAACGGAGUAGACUGGAGGACAAUGUGGACCGGAAUGCUGACGGACGAAAUUGUCUCUAACUUGUCGCAAACAAACAACAGUAACAACAGCUCAUCUGUUCAUACGUUGAAAGCCAAAAUGUUGCUUAAAGUCAUUUUCUCUGAACUGAGGGGUAGAAUUGCAGAGGCCUCUGAGUCGAAUAGGAAACUCGAAAUAGAACGUGCUAAGGGAGAUGAUUUGAGGAGAAAAAAUGAAACUCUAAAUUCCGAUGUGGCAAAGAUGAAAGAGAGAUUGAAGGCGCUGGAAUCGGAAAAUCAAAGUCUGAGAGAUUUGAAACUUAAGAGAAACUCCGAUGAAUACAAACAGCUGGACGAGAAAAGACUGAAAGUGGAAGUGAAAAAAGAGAAAGACUUCUUUGUGCCUGAUACCAAUUUCGAUUUUAACUCCCCAUCUCCUGGUCAUAAGACCACCAUUCCUGAGACACUGGAGCGUGAUGAAUUCCUGCUUCGUACGCCUCCAAGAGGAGAAGAAAGCUCGCUGGAAACCGCCUUUUUAGAGAGCCCAAUAAUUACCGUCAGACGCUGUACUUCUUCCGCUUCCGCUUCCGCUAGUUCAGAGAGUCCAGCUUCACAUAGCCUGUGCAACAGCCAGAAUAUACCCCCUAAAACCCAAAUACCAAAAGAUGAGAAGAAGGUUUCCAAGCUGUCCCUCAGCUAUGCAGCACAGUCAAAGGCUAAGGCUGUAGAGCAGUCACCUCCAAGUGAAUUUGAGUCAACCUUCUUUGAGAAGGGAGGUGACGAUGACGAUGACAAUGACGAUUUCAAGCUCUUUGACAGUCCCAAGACCAUGAAGGAAAAAAAAAAAAUGGAAGCAAAGAAAUCCAUUGAUGACAGUGGGGACAAAAAAUUCGGUUUCUACCGAGGUGAGGUUGUAAGGAAGAAGGACGAGCGAAAUCAACUUCCUGGGUGGGAGUGCCAUGAUUGUCAAAAGUUUUAUGAAAACUUUUGUGACGGGAUGGACACACAGCAAAAAAGAGCUUUGAUCAACAAGUGUAGCAAACACAGACAGGUGCAACCAGUUCUUGGAAACACGCCUGAAGACUUUUGGAAAUUUGGCAUUUUGGAAUCGCCUAAGAAAGGUACAACUCAGGUGGGUCAGUUGAAGAAGAAGGGAAGUACAUCCAAGGGAUCGAGGCUGAUCGACAAAGCACAAGCGGUCAGCAUUUCGUUGGAUGACAGUUGGGAUUAAUGAAGGCGCUGCUGCUUUCCUCCUGUGCUCAUGGAAUCGGAUAUAUUUGUUCUGACUACAGCUCUUUUACGUGAUUUGGAAUAGUCGUAAUCAUUGAUACACAUAACUUUUAAUUCAAAAGAACUUGAGUUAAAAUUACAUUUUAAUUUUGUGAGUAAAAUAAAUUAUGUGGAAGUGAGUAAA